Molecule: messenger RNA, 4986 nt
Organism: Tachyglossus aculeatus (Australian echidna)
Lineage: Eukaryota; Metazoa; Chordata; Mammalia; Monotremata; Tachyglossidae
Gene: SEC31B
Product: SEC31 homolog B, COPII coat complex component
Exons: 27
Coding region: 55-3603 (1182 amino acids)
Biological process (GO): endoplasmic reticulum organization; intracellular protein transport; COPII-coated vesicle cargo loading
Cellular component (GO): endoplasmic reticulum exit site; COPII vesicle coat
Molecular function (GO): structural molecule activity; protein binding
Source: RefSeq, a predicted model, not a curated record
UGCCCUGCCCGGGCCUGCCCUGCUUGGGGGGCGCCCUGUGGACCUGGACGCAAGAUGAAGCUGAAGGAACUUGAGCGCCCAGCUGUGCAGGUGUGGAGUCCGGCAAGCCAGCACCCUAUCUACCUGGCCACAGGAACAUCUGCCCAGCAGCUGGAUGCCUCCUUUAGCACCAAUGCUGCUUUGGAAAUCUUCGAAGUGGACUUCAGGGACCCCUCAGUGGACCUUCAGCGCAGAGGGGUUCUCACCGCCUCCAGCAGGUUUCAUAAGUUGAUCUGGGGGAACGGCGGCAGCGGGCCUCCCGAGAACUCCGGGGUGAUUGUCGGCGGAGGGGAUAAUGGCGUGAUCACGCUGUUCAGCGCGGCCCAGAUCCUAGCCUCUGGGAAGGAGCCCGUGAUCGGACAGAGGGAGAAGCACACGGGCCCAGUUCGAGCUCUUGACUUUAACCCUUUCCAGGGGAACCUCCUGGCCUCGGGAGCCAAUGAUUCUGAAAUCUUCAUCUGGGAUUUGAAUAACUUCAGCGUGCCAAUGACCCCAGGUUCCAAGUCCCAGUACCGAGAGCCCCCGGAGGAUGUCAGCGCGCUGUGCUGGAACCGGCAGGUGCAGCACAUCCUGUCCUCGGCUCACCCCAGCGGCAAGGCCGUGGUCUGGGACCUCAGGAAGAACGAGCCCAUCAUCAAAGUCAGCGACCACAGCAACAGGAUGCACUGCUCGGCCAUGGCCUGGCACCCCGAAGUGGCCACCCAGCUGGUCCUCAGCUCGGAGGAUGACCGCCUUCCAGCGAUCCAAGUCUGGGACCUCCGGUUUGCCACCUCUCCCUUGAAGGUGCUGGAGAACCACACCAGGGGCGUCCUGUCGGUCUCUUGGUGCCAGGCGGACCCGGAACUACUACUUAGCAGUGCCAAAGACAAUCGGAUCCUGUGUUGGAACCCCGGAAGCGGGGAGGUGGUGUACGAGUUACCCACCCGAAGCAGGUGGUGCUUUGACGUCCAGUGGUGCCCUAGGAACCCCUCCGUUUUCGCCGCCGCCUCUUUUGACGGCUGGAUCAAUUUGUAUUCCGUGAUGGGCGGGAGCCUGGAAGCCCAGCGGAGAACGCAGGCGGACAAGAUAUCGUCGUCCUUCAGCAGCCUGGACCCGUUUGGCACCGGCCAGCCCCUCCCUCCGCUGCAGGUGCCAGAGCAGGUGGUCCAGACCACCCUGGUCCCGCCCCUGAAGAAGCCACCCAAGUGGAUUCGCCGGCCCGUGGGGGGCUCGUUCGCCUUUGGGGGGAAGCUGGUCACCAGUUUCCCCGCCCAGCAGACGCCGCAGCCUUGCCCCCACGUCGUCUUCAUCAGCCAAGUGACAACGGAGCCCGAGUUCCUGGCUCGGUCGGCGGAGCUGCAGGAAGCCCUGGGGUCGGGAAAUCUCCUGGAGUACUGCCAGGACAAGAUCCAGCGGGCCAAGCUGCAGUUUGAGAAGAGCGUCUGGCAGUUCCUGAAGGUGAACUUGGAGCAAGAAUCCAGGCCCAAACUGCUGAAGCUGCUGGGUUACAGUGAGGAGGAACUGCGGGCGAAGAUUGCUGCCUCGGGAUUGGGCAGCAGCCUGGGAUCCGGAGAGAGCCGUCACCCCGAGGGAGCUGAUGUUGAUUGGAAUAAGCAACCCUUCUCUGGCCAGGGAUCCCGCGAAUCCGGGGAGCCAGCCACCUCCUCUUCCUCCUCGGCCUUCUUCGAUGAGCUCAUGCCCCAGCACCUGACCUCGCUGGAAAUCCCGGUCACAUCAGAUACCGAUGGGCUGAUCAGCCAGGCCCUCCUGCUGGGCAACCUGGACGGAGCCGUGGAUCUGUGCGUGCGGGAGGAGCGCUUUGCGGACGCCAUCAUCCUGGCCGUGGCGGGCGGGGAGAAGCUGCUGAGGCGGACUCAGCAGCGCUACUUUGCCAAGAAGAAGACCAGGCUCUCCUCGCUCCUGUCAUCCAUCGUGCAACACAGAUGGAGAGAUGUGGUGUGCACGUGUUCCCUGCAGAACUGGAGGGAAGCCAUGGCCAUCCUGCUGACCUACUCCAGCCAGGAAGAGUAUGCCGGGCUCUGCGACACACUAGGGGCCCGUCUCGAAUCGGAGGGAGAUGGGACGCUGUCCCCCGAAGCCUGCCUCUGCUACAUCUGCUCAGGGAACGUGGAAAGGCUGGUGGAGUGUUGGGGGAAAAUCCACAAGGCAUCGUCUCCCGUUGCCCUGCAGGACUUGGUGGAGAAAGUAAUGGUGCUGAGCAGGAGCCUCGAGCUGCUCCGGGGCCCUGCAGGGGCUUCUCCGGGCCCGGCCACGGUGGGGAGAGUCACCGACUAUGCCAGCCUCUUGGCUUCCCAAGGCCGCUUGGCUGCUGCUGUGAGCUACCUCCCCAGAGAUUCCACCCAGCAGUCGAUCCAGCAGCUGAGAGAGAGACUUUUCCACGCUCAGGGGGCCAGCGUGGUCGGCCAGCAACCGCCGCCUUUCCCCUUCCCCCGGGUCCACGUCGGGGCUCCUCCUUCCCAGACCAAAAGCAGUGUGGCCGCCGGAGGAUCACAGCCCCAAAGACCGGGAGUGCGUCCACCCGGCCAGGUCUCAGCUCCAUCUCCGAUGUCAUCUGUCUUCACCCCCCAGCCAAUACCAGCACCAUCCCACGCUGGUCCCGCUCAAGGCCCCAUCAGAGCCCCGACUGCGAGCUACCCCAGACCUUCGGUACCCUGGCCAACGUACCCCACAUAUGCAGUCCCAGGCUCUACCCUGGGGCCAGCUGUGCCUCAGCCGUUCAAUCCACGAGGAGGCCCAGCCCCUGGACCUGUGGGCUUCCCUGUGGGGCCGCCUGUCCCGGGACAGCCGGCGCACAUGGCUCCGCCGGGCGCUCUGCCGCCGGGAUCCACCUUCCUCCCGCCAGGCCCUGCUCCGGCCCCCCAACUUUCUGCCCCGCUGACUUGUCCUGUGUCCGUGGCGUCCCAACCCCCAGGUCCUUUCAGUUUCCCCACAGCCUAUCCGCAGGGAGGGCCGGGGGCUCCAUCCUCUGGGCCCCCUCCAGCUGCCGGCAUCCCACCUCCUCCCUCAGGACCGCAGGAAUCCUGGUCUGACCCUUCUCGCCGGGGAGGCCUCCAAAAGAAAAAGUUGGCUCCUCCCGCGCCGAUCACUGCCCCCGUGAUGAGCCUCCCCCCUGGAGGUGUUCUCCUUCGGGGUGGUCCCCUCGGCCAUGAGGCAGGGCAGGCCCCCCCGGGGGCCCCCCAGGAGCUCAGCCUGCAGUUUCAUCAGCUGCCUCCGGAGCGAGUGGAGAGGAAGGAGCUGCCCCCGGAACAUCUCCCUUUGAAGACCACCUUUGAGGGCCUGGUGCAGCGCUGCUCCCUGGUAGCUGCUGAUCCAAAGACGAAACGGAAGCUGGAAGAGGCGUCCCAGCGGCUGGAGUGUCUCUACGAGAAGCUCCGGGAACAAGCGCUGUCCCCCCACAUCCUCGCGGGGCUCCAUGAGAUCGCCCGCUGCAUGGACGCCCAGAACUACCAGCAGGGCCUCCUGGUGCACACCCAGGUGGUGGGCAGCAGCAGCUUCAGCGAGGUGUCUGGCUUCAUGCCCGUCCUGAAGGCCGUCCUGACCAUCGCCCACAAGCUGAACGUUUAACCCCCCGCUGAAGACUGGGGGGUGGGGGGGAGUGUUGCCAUGGAGAUGGAGAGGGAUUCACCCGGACUGCGGGUCACCCUCUCCCGUCCUGAGCUCAGUCCCCAGGCUGGCUGGGCUUGGAGAGUGUCAUCGGGCGAACCAUCCUCGCUCCCCCCUGGGGUGUCCCGAUUCUGCCAGAGGCUCCUGGACGUAGGGAGCUUCUGUGGUGCGUCUGCUGCCGCGGUGCCCGUCUGAGCUGCUGUCCUGAGAUCCCGCCCUCUUGCUCUUCACCCUCCACCUCCUCUGUGGGACUUGCCAACGUCUUCUCUCGUCUCGGGCUUUGGGCUCCUGAGGCACAGGACCAGACUGGGGGUUGGGCCAGCACGAGAGCCCUGGCCCUGUCCAACCUUUCUGCCAGGGAUUGGUUUGGUCACUGGCUCUUCCACAGGCCCUCUGCCUUGACGACUCACCUGAGCCAUUGAAGGUCUCCCUCUGCUCUCCCCAGCUGGCUGCCGAGCGAGCCAGGGGGAAAAGAGAUGGCUUGGCUUCAUGUCCUCCUGUCCCCACACUCCCCGCUCUCCGGGUCUCCGUCUCUUCUCUUUUUUUUCCUCCCUUCUUGUUGGAACCCCACACUGUCCUUCUCUAACCUCACAUCUCGUCACCAUCGAGGCUUAGCUGCUUUCCAGCCUCUCAGCUCCAGGCUCUGUGGCCCCAGAGGCUCAGGUAGAGAGAGUAGGCUGACCCUGUCCAGGGUGGUGGGGCACAUAUCCCUCGCUGACUCCAGACAGGAGCCUCUCUCGCAGGCCCUGGUGUGGGAAGCGCCCUGCCUUGAGACCCUCAAGUUAGAGAGCGUUGGUAAAGGCUGAGCUUUGAGCGGGCUGCUCAGCAGUCAGGGAUGGCUGGGCCGGGUCGGUUUUCCUUCCAUCUCUCUUUCCCCGGCUAGGAAUGGAAGGGGAGUGGAUGUGGGUGGCUUCCAGGGCAUGUCAGAGGAUCGCCUCUGGAUGGAAUGCCCCUUUUUGCCAGAUGGAGGGAAGGGGAAGGUGUGUGCUAUUCAGGGGGAUCCUGAUCACCAGAGGGAACGGCUCCCUUCAGUAGUUUUGCUACUACUAAGUCAAGGAACGGUUCUUCAGCACUCUUAGUGCUGGCAAGUUCAGGAUAAGCCGAAGGGAAGGAAGAAAGGGAAGUUCUGACUUCUCUUCUGCCCUGAAUUGUACUGUGGGGGGUUGUCUGGUGUGUUGGGGGAGGGGGCGGGGGGUCCCGGUCCCAUGUGCCGCCCAGGGGGACCAAUUUGACUCCUCUGAGGUCACCGCCAAGUGCCUUCUGGCUGCAUUCUCGGUUUGGUUUCUGCUACUUGAAUCACUGAAAGAAUGGUAAAAUAAAGCUGCUUCCGUUUGGUUUCCUCCA